AUGGAGGAGCAUUGCAAUAUUAUACAGGAACAACUGGAUGAUGUUGAAGACUGGAAUGACAGAAAGGGGGAGGCGGCGCCGGGGAAGGAUGCGCCGUGGGAUGCGGCGCCUGCGGGGAGCACCUUUGGGGGCCGCUGCUCCUCUCGCGUCAGCCCUCAAGGGGCCUUGGCCCGGCAGCCGCCGCCGCCUCCUCGCAGCCGGGCGGGCCCGAACAAAGGACUGCUGAGCCCUGCGCCGCGCGGCUGCAGUCAUGAGCCUGGACUUGUACAGAUGGUAAAUUACUACAGGGGAGCUGACAAACUUUGCCGCAAAGCUUCUUUAGUAAAGCUCAUCAAGACCAGCCCCGAGUUAUCAGAAUCUUGCAUGUGGUUCCCAGAGUCUUAUGUGAUAUACCCAACCGAUCUAAAGACUCCAGUGGCCCCUGCUGAAAAUGGAAUUCACCAUCUUAUAAACAACACCAGGACAGAUGAAAGAGAAGUGUUCCUAGCAUCCUACAACAGGAGAAAGGAGAGUGGGGAGGGCAAUGUGUGGAUAGCCAAGUCCUCUGCAGGUGCCAAAGGUGAAGGAAUUCUAAUUUCUUCAGAGGCUACUGAACUUUUGGAUUUUAUAGAUGAACAAGGACAAGUGCAUGUGAUUCAGAAAUACCUUGAAAAGCCUUUACUCUUAGAGCCAGGUCAUCGCAAAUUUGAUAUUAGAAGCUGGGUUCUAGUGGAUCACCAGUAUAAUAUCUACCUCUACAGAGAGGGUGUCCUCCGGACCUCUUCAGAACCGUACAAUAGUGCUAAUUUCCGAGACAAAACCUGCCAUUUGACCAAUCACUGCAUCCAGAAAGAAUAUUCUAAAAACUAUGGAAAAUAUGAAGAAGGGAAUGAAAUGUUCUUUGAGGAAUUUAAUCAGUAUCUGAUGAGUUCUUUGAACACUACGUUGGAGAGUAGUAUUUUAUCACAAAUCAAAAACAUAAUAAGAAGCUGCCUUAUGUGUAUAGAGCCUGCAAUCAGCACUAAACACCUUCACUACCAGAGUUUCCAGCUCUUCGGCUUUGACUUCAUGGUUGAUGAGGAACUGAAGGUCUGGCUAAUCGAGGUCAAUGGGGCUCCAGCUUGUGCCCAGAAACUUUAUGUGGAGCUUUGCCAAGGUAUAGUGGAUGUAGCCAUCUCCAGCGUCUUUCCCCUCAGCGAGACAGCACAAAAGCAGAGCCAGCCAUCAAUAUUUGUUAAGCUGUGAUGAAAGGCCAUCUCAGCUACAUACAUGGGUGAACUGCCAUCUGUUGAGUGAAAGGAAAGCUGUUUGAUCAUUUAUGUUAGUAUCAUGCCAAAAAGAGAUAUCCACAAGGAAAAAGUCACAAGGAAAAAGAUAAGUCUCCAAGGAGAGCUGAGGACAAGCCAAAGUUGUUCAGACAACUCUGCCUGUGUUUUACCAAGCUUUACAUUAAGAACAGCUCUUUGAUAAAAUUAGACUUUAACUGAAGCAGAUCUCUCUGGGAGAACAGCAAAAUAAUGUUUAUUAAACUGGGAUACAAUAAUAUUGUAUUACUUCAUCCUUUUUUUUAAAAAAAAGAAACAAACCUUUUUCCUUUUUGUUUUAAUUAAUAAGGCAAUUUAGUGAACAGUAUCAGUAAUCUUCCAGGACUUCAUGCUUGGAAGUUUUGUCAUCUCUUGGUGUAUGUUUUCUUGUUUCCUCACCUGCUGCAGUUUUAGUGCCUUAGCUCAGUUCCAAUAGGUGAUUCCUUUUUGUUCUUGAUCCUUUACGUAGAGGUAAAAAGGUCUCUUGCUUUGUUGGAUGUGUAAAGCAAGAAAAAAUAACCCAUUUUUGUUUUUUUUCUUUAACCAGCUAGCUAAACACCUAAUAAUAGAAUGGCAAAGAGGCUAUUGACAGGAUAAUGUGCGAAGUGCAGUGAUUUAGCCUACCAAGUGAAAGAGGUUUUAUUUACUUUUAUCCCCGUUUCUAAUGAGAUUUGAAUCAGUUGUCCAUCAAAGUCUGAUAUAGCUAGAAAACAAACACUGAGACCUCUUGUGCUGACCUGCAGUUGUCAAGGUCCUGACUCUUCUGUGGGGAAUGCUCAUAAAACAGAGAGUCCAGUUUUCUUGGAAAACUGGCUCAGAGAUUUCCAAAUUAUUUUAAUUCCACUCUCCUUCCAGCUUUUCCAUUUAUAAUGCUUUCAUUUUUAUUAAACAAAAGAGUCUUAUGUUAAAGGACCAAGUCUUUACAGACGUUAUUUCUUAUUCAUUUUUUUUUUAAAAACUCUUCAUGUUACCUUAAUGCACUUGACACUAAAAACUUUUCAGCCCAACUGAUUGUGUUUUUCUCCAUUUGACAAACAUUAAAUUUUUCUGCAUUUACAGGCCAGCACCAAAAAUGACUACUUUGUGCCCCAGGCAUUAUCAGUCAUAAAUACCCCCAGACCUAAGGAAGUUUUUUGUAUGAAAAAUAGUAGGGAAAUGUUAACUGCACAUUUGUUUUGUUGCAUGAUUUUGCAGUCCUUUUUACGUUUCUUAAGGUCAUUGAAUUUAGAAACCUGUAUACAUUUUUAAAUGUAGCCAAACUUAAUGUAUGGAAUCCUUACAGUUUUCCCCACUUCAUCACAAACAGUUCCUGUAAGUCUGAUUCAAUUUUCAGUCUAAGCAAGUUAGCCAUCUUCCCUCUGAGCUUUGUCUCUUUGUAGAACACUACUUCAGAUCAGAACUUUGCUCUGUCAUCUCUGACAAUGAUAUCACAAAUUCAGUUCAUAGUUAACUACAUUAAUGAUAGUGAUCUGAGCAAAAUAAAAUGGGCCCCUGUCACUGAAAAUGCAUUUAGACACUACAUGAUUCUAGUUGUGUAAGUUUAGAAAAAUGGAUCAAGUUGUAUAGUUUUUGCCUCCUAGGACAGGCUUGAGCACUCUUAUACACUUACCUCCAUUUAAAGCUGAGCUUCCUCAGCUCUAAAUCAGUGCCAGUGUAGAACUCAUCAAAUUACUAAUCCUGGCAGCCUUCCUUACUGUGCAAAAUCAUUGAUGUUCAUUAAUUUCAUUCACUGGAUGCAGGGAGUAUCUCUUCCAUAUUUGAUUAUUUAUAGCAACAACAGGUUUGGAGUGGGCUCAACAGCUCAUUUUUAGUUUUUGUUUCUGAAAACUUUGGCCACAUGAUUAUCAGAUCAUCACCCAUUGCCCUUUCUGGCUUUCAUUGUAUUUAGUGUAAAUAAAUACCUCUUUAUGGCUUUGCCACUUCACUGCAGAUCCCUAACUCUAGCCUUGAGGCUAUGGAGAUAGUUCUGUUGGGCAUGCUUUUCUUCUGAAAUGUCCUUUGAACAUCAUUUGAUACUUCAGCCCACAGUAGGAGGGGUGGCAUUGAGCAUUAGGAAAGCAGUUAAUAUUCCUUGGUUGCAUGGCAUUAUUUUCCUGAUAGCAAUUGACAAAGGACAGAUCUAAUCCCACUCCUGCUGUUUAGCCAGGGGACAGUGUAAGGGCAGGAAUUUGUUUUGCGGUCAGGAGUUGUCAGCUGGGUUUUCAUAGCUGCAGAAAGGAAAGGAAACUUUUUUUUUUAAUUAUUAUGAAGAAUUGGUACUUGGCUCCAUUGCAAAAUAUGGUUUUGAUACUGAUAUUAAAAUAGACCCAAUAAAGUGCAUCAGUGAAGCGUAUGAGAUAUUCCUAGUUCAUAUGAUGAUGAUUAAUAAGGCCAGAGGCUUUGUCAAUAAAACACCAAUCAUUAUAAAAGUAUAUUCCUGUUUUGGUGCUCAUGUCUUUGGAUUUACACUGUCAUUGAAUGAGUGUUCACAGAAAUGUCAGGAAUUCAAAGGUACUGAAAUGUGUAUAUAUAGAAUGUGCAAAGUCCAGGGACUUUUAGAUUUCCACCAUAACAUGAAAUGUUAAAGAUAACAUAAAAGGUAAGCUGCAUAAGCUUCUCUUAAGCAGUAAGUGUGAAAUGAACUCAAGUUUUAAGUGUAUAAAUAGCUUUAUUGGUGGCAAAAUUAAUGUACAUUAGAACUAUAAAGAGAUUGCAAUAUUAUAUACCAGAAAUUAAGAAAGAUGACUGCUAUAACAUGGAUAAAAUGAGUUUGCUUGGUUAUGUAAACGGAUGAGACUUCCAAAAAAUGAAUGUUUAAACUUGGGUUUUUUGUGUCUGUAUCUAUGUUCCAAAAUAAGCUGCUUAAUUUCCAGUGAAGCUGAGCCCCGAACAGCUCCUAUUCAUUUUCUGAAAGCUGCAAAGAAAAAAAAAAAGGAAAUAAAUAAGCUUUUAAACGCUUAAAAAUCUUUGUGGGUCACCUUGGAAUUUAUAUUUCACUACCUGAUGUGAACUAAAUAAUGAAAUGCAAAAUAAGCUGUCUGGUCAACACCAUGAUCAGGGAAAUCUAAAUUAAAAGCAACUCAAAAAGGAUUUUUUUAAAAAUAAGGCUUUCCCUUUUGUACUUCUAUAUAAUGUGCAAAAUUAUGACUCCUGUUUUUAUGUUUAGAAAUACAAGCUUGUAUUUUUUCCUGGAUUUCAUAAAGAACCUCGUGGAUGUUGGAGGAUGUAUGUUGUAAACUCUAAACUCAUUUAACUGAGGAGGGAAAGUGGUGUUGAAUCUUUAUACACAUUUUCUAGAUGGUAAAUUUUAAGAAAUACUGGGGUCUAACUUACUGAGCUGAUAAUAUGCUUAAAGCUACUGCUUGCCCUGUCUGUAUAGAAAUUUUCACAUUAGCUAGCAUAAGCUUAAAAAACAAUUUUUCCUAAGGAUGAUGAGACCGAACAAGGUUUCCAUGGUUCUAUGAAAGAUCUCCUUUCUUUAGAAUGUUAACUAGAAAUUUGCAGCUAAGUAGAUAGAUAUUAACCAAAAAAAAAAAAAAAUAGAUUUGAAACAAUAAUUAAACCCCCAUCGCUUCUCAGUUACUGUAACUUUCAUUCUUGGUUCCUUUGAUUGGGAUUAGACAAAUUUUCAGCCACACAAACAUUGGCAAGAAAAUGCAGUUUUGCCAGUGAAUUGUUUUAUGGCAUUUUUCAGAUUGGUGGGGAGCAGGAAUCAUAAACAUUACAAUAUUUUGUUUCAAAACGACAUUUGUCAGGCUGCAGUUGGAGUACUGCGUCCAGUUCUUGGCGCUGCACUUCAGGAGGAAUGUGGCUAGUAUUGAGAGGGUCCAGCGGAGGGCCACUUGCAUGG
Molecule: messenger RNA, 5112 nt
Organism: Alligator sinensis (Chinese alligator)
Lineage: Eukaryota; Metazoa; Chordata; Crocodylia; Alligatoridae
Gene: TTL
Product: tubulin tyrosine ligase
Exons: 8
Coding region: 1-1224 (407 amino acids)
Biological process (GO): protein modification process
Source: RefSeq, a predicted model, not a curated record